AUGCCACUUUCUCAGAUUCAUGAAUUCGUCGAACAAAUCAAUCAAAUGAAAGUUCACCGAGAGUUUUAUCUCGAAUUCAGCCGUGAUCCACAAGCGUUCAUUUCUCGCUGGCUAGCUAGUCAAGCCAGGGACUACUGGGUUAUGACCGAUGCCACCCCGGGACAUCCGGAAGAGGAACGUCGUGCGGAGUUCUACCACGCGCCCUGGACUCAAGAAGCAGUAAUGCGUUACUUCUACAAUCGAGUAGGUUUAUUUCGUAUCAUUCCUGGUGACCCUGGACAAGGAAUAAGCAUGACAUGA
Opisthorchis viverrini is the source of this 300-nucleotide messenger RNA. RefSeq lists its product as hypothetical. The record is from RefSeq and is a predicted model, not a curated record. NCBI's taxonomy places the organism in Eukaryota, Metazoa, Platyhelminthes, Trematoda, Opisthorchiida, Opisthorchiidae. The coding region runs from base 1 to 300 and encodes 99 amino acids. The transcript has a single exon.